CUCAGUCAUACAGUCAGCCGAUAUGUCAUCGACUCGGACUAUUGCACAUACGCCCCGCAUGGCUUCCGAAGCCUGCAAUGGGACCAAGUGUCUGCCACACCAUGAAUUGUCUUAUAAACCUCCUAAACGAGUCUGAUCCUUCGAUAGGCUUUCAAAACAUAUUCCUUGAGUAUAUUCGUUGAGAAUCCUUUGUCAAUAUGCUUGUAUCUCUCAACGUGGUUCUAUCUGCUACAAUAGCAGCCGCAGCUGCUAUCCCUGGGGCAGCACCUAGGUACGCAGGUAAUACUUACGACUAUAUUAUUGUUGGUGGAGGCACAUACUGUCAGCUAGAGUUCCUCCAUUUCCGUUCAUGAUCUGCCAAUUGUGUGAGAAUUACGCUGGCUUUGGGCUAGUGCUCCGUGAUGGUUUUCAUUAACGCCGACCCAUAGGCUGAUCGAGGCUGGACCGGCUGCUCCAGAGGAGCUGAAGAUCAAUGUCCCAGGGAUGUUUGGGUCCACAAUUGGCGGACCAUAUGAUUGGAAUCUUACCACCACGCCGCAGCCAGAGCUAAGCAGUCGGCGGGUGAAUCUCACGCGUGGAAAGGUCCUCGGCGGCAGCUCAGCUCUAAAUUAUCUGGUGUGGAACCGUGCCUCUGCCCCUGACAUGGUUUCUGGGAUGGCAAAGUCAGAGAACUUCACAGCAACCAACAACCAGGACUACUACGGCAGCUUCGGGAGAAGCACACAAGGACCCAUCCACAAUGUCGUUGAACGUUACAGGACAGAGCAAGUACUAUCGUGGGUGCCGACUUUGGAGAGGCUUGGGCUGUCGCAUAACCUGGAAUCCCUGGAUGGCAACCCGCUCGGGGCCAUGCUUCAGCCUAGCAACAUUAAUCCGGACAACAACACAAGAUCUUAUAGCGCCAGCUCGUAUAUACCCCACGCUGGAUCGAACCUCGUCCUUUUACUAUCCACCCGUGUGGCAAAGAUCAACUUGGAGGCCCCCUCCAAGGAGACAAAGGCAAGACGCAAUUCAGAUGGUAGCCUCGUGGCUACCGGCGUUACGCUGCAAGACGGGUCUGUCAUUAUGGCGAGGCAGGAGGUGAUUCUUUCAGCGGGAUCACUCCAAAGUCCAGGACUGCUCGAACUAUCCGGUAUUGGACAGAGAGAUGUACUCGACGCAGUCGGCAUCAAUCAACUCAUCGACCUUCACGGUGUAGGCGAGAACUUUCAAGACCAUGUUGGCGUGGGAGUCACACACCAAUUGAAACCCGGCUACAACUCACUGGAUGUUUUCAAAUACAACGCCACCUUUGCGGCUGAACAAUUGGCCCUGUGGAAGAAAGGUGAUCUUUCUAAAUACGACACAGCCGUUGCCAGCGUCGGUUUCCUGAACUGGAAACAGCUUUUGGGUGACGACACGGCCCUUGUUGGCCUGGCUAAGGCAGACUUCGGCAACUCGACAAACGUGAUUGACCAGGCGAAACUCUCAUUUUUAUCGGACUACAAUGUUCCACAAGUGGAGGUCAUAAUGUCAGAAAAUACGAAUGGACCAGUAUACCCUCCGCUGGACGACCCUCUCUAUGGCUCCGAUUUUGUGACCAUCACGGGAAUUGCAAUGCGACCGCUAACGCGGGGGAGCGUACAUAUACGGUCGUCCAACAUCAGUCAGAGCCCAGAUAUUGAUCCUCGCUACGUAGCAAACUCCUAUGACAUGCGUUCACUGGUGGAGGCAGGCAAGUUUGCACGCAAGAUUGCUCAAACCGAGCCCCUAGCGAGCCUACUGGUCGGUGAAUACGCACCAGGUUUUCCGGCAGUCAGUACCGACGAGCAGUGGGAGAACUAUAUCCGGAAAACUAUGCGCACCAUAUAUCACUUUUCUGGAACAUGCGCCAUGUUACCGAAGGACGAUGGUGGGGUGGUCGAUCCACGUCUGAGAGUUUGGGGAACUUCGAACCUCCGAGUUGCUGAUGCAAGUAUAGUUCCGGUGCUCGUUGCAUCACACACGCAGACUCUCAUUUAUGGGAUCGCGGAGAGGGCCGCGGAGAUCAUAAUUGAAGACCAUGAAGGAGAUUAA
Messenger RNA from Diaporthe batatas, 2055 nucleotides. RefSeq lists its product as uncharacterized. The record is from RefSeq and is a predicted model, not a curated record. The transcript has 8 exons. Gene Ontology annotation, molecular function: flavin adenine dinucleotide binding; oxidoreductase activity, acting on CH-OH group of donors. Bases 484 to 2055 code for a protein of 523 amino acids. NCBI's taxonomy places the organism in Eukaryota, Fungi, Ascomycota, Sordariomycetes, Diaporthales, Diaporthaceae.